Molecule: messenger RNA, 4622 nt
Organism: Cylas formicarius (sweet potato weevil)
Lineage: Eukaryota; Metazoa; Arthropoda; Insecta; Coleoptera; Brentidae
Gene: dpp
Product: protein decapentaplegic-like
Exons: 3
Coding region: 914-2029 (371 amino acids)
Biological process (GO): BMP signaling pathway; SMAD protein signal transduction
Cellular component (GO): extracellular region
Molecular function (GO): cytokine activity; growth factor activity
Source: RefSeq, a predicted model, not a curated record
UGUCAUCAAUAAUAAUAGUCUUUAUUGUGAAUUGAGAUACAUAAUAUAUUUAUAUAUCAUACACCUUUUUGACAAUACAAUUUAUAACAAGAGAACGGGUACUACAGAAAAACAAAAUAUAAACAAAAGAAAAAGAAAGCAAGCAAUUAUGGAAAUAAUUCUGUGAGUAAUUAAAAGUUAGACGAAAAGGCCAAUCAGCACUUCGUUUAUCUGAUAACACGUCUUUAAUGUUCUUUCGAAACAGUUUUAAAGAUGAUAAUGCAAAGAACUGUCUAUGCUAAUUAAAAGUUUUUGCCACAUUAUAGGUAAACCCCCGCUCGUAAAGAGCAGUUCUGUGUUGAGGCACAGUUAGCGAUAUUUAUAUUGUGGCUUUCACACCGAAAAACUAGCUUAUCUUUUAAAUAGGGAGGGCUAGAGACCUUUAAGAUCUUGUUCGCGCAACAAUAGCGCUAGUAAACUGGCCCCCUCCCCCCAACUUCCUCGCGCCGUGACUUUUGCUUUCGAGAGCGCAGAGUGGCCACUCGAUAAACACAAUACAACAACGCGGGCACCGCAUAAUACUUACUUAAGUAAGUAAGGAGGCAUUGUCGAGACGCGAGCACGUGUCAAAAGCUUCCCGGACGGCCGCCAUUGGUCGACCGGGAUCCCCCACAACUAGUUACACCUGAGCCACAGGUAGAGGGUGGUUGUGGCAUCCUCAGCAAUCUCGAUUCACUGGUUUCGUUAGUAGUUCGCUGACGCUCGCGGUAGUGCACGUUUUCAGAGGUGUUUUCCUUAUCUAUUUUCGUGUUGCCGCCCCUCCCCACCCCCGGCCGCGGCGACGGUGCAUGUUGGAUACUCCGUGUGCGAUAUUUUUGUGUCUGUUGUUACACUCCGUGUGCCGCACUGGAUUAUCCUCGUCUCAACCAAAUCGAUGAUCAUAAUGAAGUACAAAAACAAGGCGUGGCUGGUGCUACUGGCCAUAUGUCAGUGUUUCGUGGCAUCGUGUACUCAGCAGCAAGACGAAGAAAGCAGUUUGUGGUCGUUUUUGUCGAAAGCGAGGCCCAAAUCGAAAAUCGACAAAGACAAACUGCUGAUUCCUGACGAAAUAGUUCGUUUGUACGAGAGGCAGUCGGGGAUGCGAUUUUCCACGCUGUCCAUACCAAAGAGGGGUGCUCAAAUCAGCACCGCUAACACUGUUAGGUAUUUUGAACAUAUCGAAAGCCCGGUAGACCAGAGGUUUCCCAGCCACAAGAGGUUCCGGCUAAAAUUCGACGUGUCAGUGCCAAAAAACGAGGUAUUGAGGGCUGCCGAGAUUACCCUCAAACGUAACCCACUCGAAGACGGCAGGAGUAUAAGGAUCGUGGUGGAGGACAUUAUGAAACUUGGAAAGAAGGGAAAACAUGGCCCGAUCAAACGAAUAGUCGACAAUAAAUUCAUCAACAGUAGAGGAAACGCUAACGUGAAACUAGACAUAACGGACGCCGUUCAAAGGUGGCUGCAGAACCCGUCCGCGAACCACGGGGUCAUUGUCCACGUGUUGGGCACCAACCAAGAGCCUCACGUGCGAAUAAGGAGAUCUUUCAAGGACACCGACGACAGCUGGCAGCAAGUCCAGCCGAUUUUGUACUUGUUUACGGAUGAUAGGCAGCAGCAAGAUCGGGUUAAGGGUGCAGAUUUACUGCGUAGGAGGAGAAGGGGUACGAGGAAACAUUUGAGGAGGAAAGAAGACAACGCGCCCUGCAGCAGGCACGAGAUGUACGUCGAUUUCUCCGUAGUGGGCUGGAGCGAUUGGAUCGUGGCUCCGCCCGGCUACGACGCGUACUACUGCAGCGGCGAGUGCAACUUUCCGCUCGCGGAUCACUUGAACACCACCAACCACGCUAUAGUACAGACUUUGGUGAAUUCGGUGAACCCGUCGAAAGUGCCCAAACCGUGUUGCAUCCCCACUCAAAUGAACUCGAUUUCGAUGCUCUAUUUGGACGACGAAAACAAAGUGGUGUUGAAGAAUUACAAGGAAAUGGUGGUGAUAGGAUGCGGGUGUCGGUAGUGCCUUCGCCGUAUCCGAAUUUCGCUUGCUCCGUCUGUGAUCACUCGUUCUUGAACGUAUUCAGUGUAUUUUGUACCCCAUCCCCCGCCGGUGCUCACGCUCCGUACUACUUUGCUAGAGCAAAAGAAACUCCGAAACGCCCGCAUCUUAUUUUUUAAUAAUCCUUAUCUGUGAUUGUAGUCUUAGUUUUUUAGGUGUUAAGGUUUCUCCAUUCAGGUGCCUGACAUUUUGGUUACGUUUAUGGUCUCAUUGUAUUUUUCACCGUUCUGCCAUACGUCAAAUGGUUUGGCGACCAUAACAUUACCGAUAGAAUAUGUUAUACUUAGUUCAAUGUUAAAUCACACCUUGGUCCGUCGAAACUCACAUUUCCGCUAUUAUUUUCCUUUUUGCUCGUUACCAACAGUUUAUGUUUCGUGCUAGUCCUAACGCUUUUUCUGUACUACCGACAUUUUGCAGACGUUUCGACACAUUUCUGGGCAGAGUCUCUCUUGGUACUAAAACACUUUCAGCGUAAUGAUACAAUACCAAAUAACCAAACCAUAGGGGACGACCAAAGACGUUAUAUCAGAGGAGAUAUCGAAUUUGGUUGGUGAUUAUGGUAUUUUGUGCGAUUUGAGAGGUUUCUAAAUCUCAAUUCACCCAGUUACGAUCAUCUUAACCUCAAUUUUCAAUAAGCUUCAGCUAUUGCGGCAUCGCACGGCAUAAACAGGCGCUGAACAGUCCCAUGGACAGCUAAGCCUACCUUUGGAUACAAUAUGUUUGAUUUAAACCUAAUUUUUUUUUUUUUUGGUAACAGCUGGAUAUUGUAUUCAGAACCUUUAACAACUAUUCAUACCAAAGACGUUAUAUUCAAAAUACUAUCAGAGGACACGUCAUAUGUUUUCUAAUUGUUAUGCGAUUUAAGUGUUUUUUUCUCUAAAUAUUAAUUUAAACAGUUACGAUCAUCUAGACCUCAAUUUUUGAUAGAUAGGUAGUUUCAUCUAUCGCGACGUCGAAAAUAUAAACUGGAAGUUUUGACAAUUCUAAGCGCAGAACUUGAUUGGCUCAACCGAAGUAUGGAAAAAAAAACGAACUUUUCUUAAAUGUUUUUUUUUUCGGUGUCUCUUUUGGAAAUAAUGUCUUUGAUUCAACCCGAACUUUUGUUAAUAAAAUUGACUGUUUUGGCAACGAAACUAAAAAUACGUUAGUAAUUGCCAUAGCGAUGUUGCCGAGAUCGAUCUUGGUGUUAGACAUAAUUUAGUCGAUUGGGUUUUUUUCUUAGUGUGACGAAACACUACUACUGACUAAACUACAUACUGACGUCUUUAAGAGAGACGAACCAGACUCGUAAACAAUUUUUCAUACCAAAGACGUUCCAGGGGAGACUUCGGAUGCUUUGAAAUUUUUGUUCGAUUGUUUUAAAUCUUUAUUAAACCAGUUAACAUUAACCUAACCUAAAUUUUUGAUAGAUAAGCUAUACGUAUUGCGACGUUACACAGUACAAACUGGAAGUUUUGACAUUUCCAAGCGUUCCAAACAUGUCGAAACAAACUUUUCAUAAACGUUUGUUUGUGUUCGUGUGUCAUUUGGAUAUAAUCUCUUUGAUUCAACCAUACAGUUUCUUAAAAAAUACACCGUUUUGGCAUCGCUUGGGUGCAAUUUAAAAUUGCGUUAUUCAGCAGAGGUAUACUUGAUGUUAGACAUAAUUCAGUCGAAUGGAAUUUUUUUUCUUAGUGUGACGAAACACUUUCACUUACUUCUUUACGAUAGGCGAAUCAGACUUCUCACAAUUAUUCAUACCAAAGACCCUAUCUAAAAGACUAUCAGAGGAGAGGCUAGAUUCUUUGGAAUUUUUUUGCGAUUUAGGAAGUGUUCUCUUUCUACAUCUUAACUAAACCAACUAAGAUUAAUCUAACCUCAAUGUUUGAUAGAUAAGCGACACUUACCGUGACAUCGCACAGCAUAAACUGGAAGUUUUUAUAUUUCUAAGCACAAUCGAACCGUGGAAAGUCGAACGUAACUUUUCGUAAACGUAGGUUUGUGCUCGUGUCUCUUUUGAAUAUAAUGUCUUUGAUUCGACCAGAACUUUUGAUAAAAAAUAAACCUUUUUUUUCAACUAUUAGGAUAGUCCAAGCAGAGCCUUCUAAAAUUUCAUUAAUGAACAGAGGUUGUGUAAAACAAUCAGUUGCCGAGAUCGAUACUUGAUGUUGGUCAUAAUUUCGAUUUUUUUUUUAGUGUGACGGAAACAUUUCUUAUUUACUCAUUUCUUUAAGAAAGACGAGCCGAUGUUGUUGAUUGUUCAACUUUCGAGUUGUGUAGAUUUUUUUUUUAUUGUUACGUCGUAGUCAAUGUUAACCAACCGUGGCUGUUUCUGUUUCUAUCACGUGACCAGCGCGAACCUCCCUCCCUCGUGUGGUCGUCAGAGAGAUAUUAACUAUAUGAAAUUUCUAGAUUCUAUAAUAUGAAAGUCAUGUGUAAUAUAUAUCGUACCUGGAAGGAUAAGAGAUAUUUAUUUUAUUAUUUCCAUAGAGUUGUGCAUAUUGUACAUAAAAACUGUAUUGUCACUUUAUGUUUUUUUAAAGAGUGUAAGUUGUACAAAAUGUAUAUAUUAAAA